AUGGGCGACCGAACGAGCAAUCGCGAAGGCAAGGUUCGGCUCGAGCCGGGCUUUAGCCAGAUCCACUGGAUGAUGCUGACGCAGCGAUCGCGGGACCUCGCGGGCUUGAACGGGCAGCCGCCCCGGCGCAACAUCCCGCGCGAGGAGGUCGCGCUCCACAACACGGAGCACGACUGCUGGAGCAUCCUCGACGGCAAGGUGUACAACUUUACGCCGUACAUGAAGUACCAUCCCGGUGGGAUCCAGAAGCUCCUUCUCUGCGCGGGCGGCGACUGCACGACCAUGUUCAACGAGAGCCAUGCGUGGGUCAAUGGCCAUGGCAUGCUCGAGAAAUGCUACUUGGGCACAGUGGCCGAAGGGCCCGUGCCGGCCACGGCCACGUCCAACGUGGCGCUCAGCACGGUCGACUGGCGACCGUUCAAGCUCGUGGCCGUGCGCGAUGUCGCGGCCAUGACCAAGCUCGUCCAAUUCGAGCUGCCCAAAGGCAAGACACUGGGCCUCGUGAUGCCCGGGCAGCACUUGCGCAUGCGCGUCGUCAUCAACGGCAAGCCCUACGAGCGCGCGUACACGCCCGUGUCCCCGCUUGACCAGAAGCACACGGUGGACAUUUUGAUCAAGGUGUACCCGGAUGGCAUCGUGACGCGCCACCUCGCGACGCUUCCGAUUGGUGCGACCGUCGACUGCAUCGGGCCCCAAGGAGCGUUCGGCUACACGGGUGUUGGAAAAAUCACGCUAUCGUCCGUUGAGCAUCCGCACGUCAAGCACAUUGCGAUGAUCGCGGGCGGGAGUGGCAUCACGCCGAUGCUCCAGCUCAUCCGCGCCAUUAUGCAAGGUGCGACUACGGACUCGACGACGCUGUCGCUGCUCAACUGCAACAAGUCGGCCGAGUACGUCAUCGCCAAGAGCUCGCUCGGGCCUCUCCACAACAUGUUUCCCGGUCGCUUUCGCUGGUUCAAUGUGCUCAGUGAAGCGUCGGCAACAGGUCACGACGACGUCGAACCGUGCCUUGUCGGGCGACUGGACGCGCACCUCAUCGCGCAGCAUGUGCCAGCACCUAGCACGGACGGGCUCUUCAUCUUGCAUUGCGGUCCGCCCAAGUUUGACGAAGUCGUGCACGAUACCCUCCUCAGCAUGGGCUACAGCGCGGGCCAAAUCCACCAGUUUUAA
Messenger RNA from Saprolegnia diclina VS20, 1167 nucleotides. RefSeq lists its product as hypothetical. Gene Ontology annotation, molecular function: oxidoreductase activity; heme binding; FAD binding. NCBI's taxonomy places the organism in Eukaryota, Oomycota, Saprolegniomycetes, Saprolegniales, Saprolegniaceae. The transcript has 5 exons. The record is from RefSeq and is a predicted model, not a curated record. The coding region runs from base 1 to 1167 and encodes 388 amino acids.